UGUAUUCACAAUGUUAAUAAGGACAGAAGUUAUCAUGCGUCAUCUUUACUGUUAUUACGUCACUGAUGUCAUAUAUCUCUAUCGUGGGGUGGUAUAAUAUCAUACAGGACGCACAGCCAUGAGGCCACUCUUACUUGAACCCGCUCGGUCGUGACACAAUUUCCUAGUUUCGGUUUGAAGUCAGUCGAUCAAGGCUGCAGUCGUGUCGUGUAUAUCUAAGGCUGAAGAAGAAGACGGAAUGGCAGAAGCCCGUCCACCGCCCAUUGAGAAAACAUUUAAGAUGGCCAACAAGAUUGAGGUGGUCACUUACGUCGGGGACAUCACGAUGUUGUCUAGCGAGACUGGCGUGACUGGCGUUGUGACAGGGGAGGGGCAAGAGUUUCAACACGAGAGUUAUGUUACAAAGGCUCUGAAAGAAUAUUCGAAUGAAUUUGCUGAAAAAAGAGAAGAACUGAAGAUGAGGGCAAGAUAUUUUAAAUCUUGGUCAGUUCACACAACGAAACUAUCCGCAUCAUCGCCAUUCAGUUAUGUCUUUCAUGCUGUCAUCAAAAAUCCGGACCAUACCAACAGAUGGGUGAAGAAGACAGGAAAAUUAUACAAGAAAAUAAUGAAGAAAGCAGAGAAGUAUGACGUGAAGGUGUUGGCCAUUCCCCUUCUUGGUACAGGUCGAGGUGGUGCAAAGAAGGAAGACGCUGCCCAGGCCGCAGUUGGAGCCGUGGCUAAGUUUGAGAAUCCGUAUCUGGAGAAGGUGUUCUUGGUAACAAAGGACACAUCCGUCGCCGAAGUAAUCGAUUCCCAGUGUGAAUAUGAAAGAAGCCCGCUGAGUCGUGAGAAAACUUUAAAGCGUCGAAAAUCAUUUAUGAAGAGGUUGGGCUGUGCAGGUUCCAGAACGGACGACGGUGACAGUGGUAGCUAUAGAAAGGCACCUGUGGACAACCGUUCACGUAGACACCAGAAUGCAGACCAGUACCAAAGUGUUUACAAAGAGAAGUACACACCCAUUUCUGAUAGUAGGCGAGAUGAAACCAAUAUACAAAGGAAUCAAUAUACACGAUCGAUGGACACGAGCGAGAACCGCCACAGACACUGGCCAGAUAACGAGGAUGACAACAGCUAUAGAAAUGCACCAACGAACGAACGUUCAGGAUCUGGCCGUAACCACAGACGUCCGGCCGAGAGGUACACACACAAUGCUAAUGGACAUGGCGAUGGGGAGAGGGCUGAAGCAACGGCAGCGGUACAAAAAGAAGAUAACUCAGUUGAUACUCGAGAAGCAGUGCAAAGACCUGUUGCUGGACCCUCUGAUGACGAUGGAAGACGAGAAGGGAGCCUGCAGGCAAAGGUGGCAGGGGAGAUGUACAGAGAUCAUGAAAGAUCUGAGGGGCGCAAAGAGGUAAGGGGAGGCAACUCUGAUUACAAGAACAUGAAAGACAAGACCACGUAUUCUUCACCAGGUCGACAAAACAAUGGCGAUACAGUGGGAGAGUCCAGACACAGGACGUCGGACGUCGCUGAAGUACAUUCCAGUUACAUGCCAUCCCAAACUGUGCCAAGUGAAUCCAGGUCGGAUCCUGUAACAUCUCUCGCCAUGGUACAGCGGAACAACUCCACAACCCACCGCAACACCACACAUGACAGCCAUCAGUUUAGUUCUGAGGGAAAUCGAAAGGAUAGACAGGGCGAUGAUGGUAGGCGGCAACAACCGAGGCAGCAAACCAAGACCACCACGGUGACAGGUGUGGCCGGGCAGACACGUUCUGAUGAAAGAGAAAGUCAUAGUAGAAGGGUCAACCAUGGCUCAGCCUAUCCAGUGAUCAAUCUUGACGCUGUCGGUGGACGGCCAGGGGAAGUAAACUAUGCUUCAAGGACUUGCAGGGAAAGAGGCAUGGACAACUCUACUAGGCAAGAAAUGGCGAUAAAGACUGAAAUCAAUGGGACUUGCAAUGGGGAUAAUGAUGGUACAAUCACGCAGCUUGUUAAUGGAUCGCCUGGAAAUAACAAAAACGAAAGUAAUCAUGAUGUAAAGUUUCUUGAUAUGAGUGUGACCAGAAACUGUCCUAUUUGUAUUUGUCCAAUCUCAGAUCCAAAAUGGUUGGAUAAAUGCGGCCAUGUGUUCUGUAGGGAGUGCAUAGAUAACAGUUUCAAGAAGUUCAAAACUGUGUGCCCCAGCUGUAACAUGGUGUAUGGCGUCCUGACGGGGAACCAGCCGGAGGGGACCAUGGAUGUGGCCUUUAGUGGGGAGCACCUGCCUGGCUAUGAGACCUGCGGAACCAUCAGCAUCACAUACGAUCUGCCUAGCGGCAUACAAGGAGCAGAUCAUCCGAAUCCAGGACAGCCCUACAAGGGAACAAAGAGACGAGCGUUCCUGCCAGACUGCCGAGAAGGAAGAGACGUUCUCCGUCUCCUGAGGAAGGCUUUUGACAGGAAGUUAACAUUUACCGUCGGUCGGUCUUCUACUACCGGUCAGGAAAAUGUCGUAACAUGGAACGACAUCCACCAUAAGACGAAAAUGGAUGGUGGACCUACCAGAUUCGGCUACCCCGACCCGGACUAUCUGGGGCGGGUCAAGUGUGAGCUGGCUAGCAAGGGAGUGACGGACAGCAAAGAGACGACGUUUUAGCGGAUUUUGUUGUCUCUGAAUGGCAGACCGUCAGAUGUCCACAGGAACACAGGCCAUCACAGACUACAGCCAAACGCAUUGGGACUCUUGUUUUACUUUCCAAGUAAUCCACGCAUGAGUCAGAUUUAAAACCCUGAAACUUACAGAAUGAUGGCGAUCAGCAGUACUUGAGAAGGUGACACAGACUGACUCAUUGGACAUAAAUAAUCCAGAUUUCAAAGUAACUAAUGGUUCAGUUACAAAUUGUUUAUUUAUCAGCUAGGAUUCGUGGUUGCAAUGUACCCUGUGCUUGUAGUAUGAGGCAAACAAUAUCGUUGGUCACGCUUGGCUGUUUAAUGAUUAUGUGCUAUCUUACCCAUUCUGCGUCGGGCUUUAUUCAUAACAUCAACCACGUGUUUGUCUAAUCCAGAUCCGAUACAUGUUACUGCACGAGGAGCGGCCUCAACAAACAAAACAAAUGAUACGUCAGUUACGGAAACUUAUGAAUACAAACAUCUUCUGCUACUAAGGAGUCUUUUGGAGGUCGCACUGCGUGCGUCAUAGACGGUGUUGACUGUAGACUAAGGCAGUGCAGAGAGCACAGACGGACACGCAAUGCUAUUCCGUUGUUGUGAGGCGUUAUAUACUCCGUGCCAUUAUUGAAGGGUCAUGUGUCUUUUGCAUUGAUAGGAAUCAAUUCCAUAUUAUGAAUAUAUCGGUAAUGAGAAGUCAAUAUUGUUUAAAACCCAGUUGACAUAAGGCACCAUAGAACAUUAGGCUACGCACAUGUCUCAAUGAUUGAGAAUUUAAAUAUAUACAGUGUUUCAAAAACAUGAACAUUUUGAUUAUGUUUGGUUUCCGUGAACACUGUCAAUAUCUGUAUCGCGGAAACGCGGCAUUGUGUCUUGCAUUGCACGAGAAAGUGCGAUUUCCCAUACACAGGUUUAGGUUAUAAACGUCAACUGUAGUCUCACCCUGACAUCAUGGUUUCUGAUACGAAAUAAGAUGUUUCCUGACGGUAGCGGAGAGGGGUCAAGCAAAUGGUCUCGUGCAAGCUGGUCAACGACAAGCUGCAAAUCACUUCAAUGUGAGUAAAAGUGUCAUUUGGAGACUGUUGCAAAGGUUUCAAGCCACGGGAUCGAUGGAAUAUGCGAGAAGACCAGGUCGACCUAGAGUUACCACUGCAAGGCAAGAUAGGCACUUGGUUAACGUCGCUUUACGUAACCGAUUCCUGACCGCCGGCGACCUUCGGAUUGAACAUUACAAUGUUCAUGGUGUCAGGAUAAGCAGGAACUCAAUACGACGCCGAUUACGUGCCAAUGGGCUCCUUUCAAGGCGACCAGCAGUCCGUCCACAAAAUUCUGCAACGUCACAGACAUGCACGUUUCGCCUGGAGUAAGACCAGGUCGACAAUAUUCUGCAGAAGAACUGAACGGUUCACUGAUGCUACAGUUGUCACACACAAUAGGUUUGGUGGCGGGUCAGUCAUGGUUUGGGCCGGUAUCAUGGCUACAGGAAGAAUCCAGCUGCACAUUAUUGAUGGAAGUGUGACUGGUCUGUGGUAUCGAGAUGAAAUCUUGACCCCCAUUGGACGGUAAUGCCAGAUCUCACAGAGCCAGGAUAGUCACUGAUUAUCUUCAGCAACAGGGUGUGGAACGGAUGGACUGGCCGGCAUGCUCACCAGACCUGAAUCCAAUCGAGCAUGCAUGGGAUGAACUUGGCAGACGUGUUUACAGACGUCACCCUGCUCCGCAAGAAUGGGAGGCUAUUCCACAGGCAUUCUUCGUGAACUUGAUCAAAAGCAUGGCGUCUCGGUGUAACUCUGCCCAGGACCAGAGAGGCGGCUACACAAAGUACUGAUUGGUCCUGGACUCGGUUGUUGUGACUUUCCGGUUUUGGGGCAUCCCUUUGUUUGAUGUCCGUGUAGAUACAGCCCUGGGGCUCCUUUCACGAAGCAACCUUUACUAAGAUUAACCUUAACUCCCAUUCUUUAACAUUGCACUAAGGUGUAAGUCACAAAGGUAACUUUAAUGCAAUGUUAAAGAAUGGGAGUUAAGGUCCUUCGUGAAAUGAGCCCCUGAUCCUUUUCUCACAGCUUAGCACUGAACACUCUUCUCAGUUAAUAAACUAUCUCUUCUUUCUGUUAUCUUGUCACAACAAACUUUAUUUUGCAUUAUAUAAAAUUAUUCCAGCGUGACCCUUCAAUAGUGGCACGGAGUAUAUAUAUUUAUUAUGCUUUAUAUCCUUUGCACAUUCCUUUUUAAUGUAUCCCAUCUAUUGUAAUUACGAAUUACGAAUUUUGAAUAUUACGUUGUGAGUUAUAACUUAAGUUGCGGUUUAUUGAUAUUAAUCGUCACGCAGAAUUAAUCGUCACGUCACAUGCAACAAAACACUUCAACCUAGUGUUACAAGAUACGUCACCCUAGUGUUACAAGAUACGUCACCCUAGUGUUAUGCGCCAUCCUAGUGUUACAAGAUACGUCACCCUAGUGUUACAAGAUACGUCACCCUAGUGUUAUUCGUCACCGUAGUGUUACAAGAUACGUCACCCUAGUGUUACAAGAUACUUCACCCUAGUGUUACAAGAUACUUCACCCUAAUGUUACAAGAUACAUCACCCUAGUGUUACAAGAUACGUCACCCUAGUGUUACAAGAUACAUCACCCUAGUGUUGCAAGAUGCGUCACCGUAGUGUUACAAGAUACGUCACCCUAAUGUUAUAAGAUAUUUCACCCUAGUGUUACAAGAUGCGUCACCCCAGUGUUAUACCUGAACCUAGUGUUACAAGAUACGUCGCGUUAGUGUUACAAGAUACGUCACCCUAGUGUUACAAGAUACGUCACCCUAGUGUUACAAGAUACGUCACCCUAGUGUUACAAGAUACAUCACCCAAGUGUUACAAGAUACGUCACCCUAGUGUUUCAAGAUCCAUCACCCAAGUGUUUGCAAGAUGCGUCACCCCAGUUUUUCAAGAUCCGUCACCCUAAUCUUAUAAGAUAUGUCACCCUAGUGUUACAAGAUGCGUCACCCCAGUGUUAUACCUGAAUCUAGUGUUACAAGAUACGUCACCCUAGUGUUACAAGAUACGUCACGUUAGUGUUACAUGAUGCGUCACCCUAGUGUUACAAGAUACGUCACCCUAGUGUAACAAGAUAGGUCACGUUAGUGUUAUACACCACCCUAGUGCUACAAGAUACGUCACACUAGUGUUACAACAUACGUCACCCUAGUAUUUGAAGAUACGUCACCCUAGUGUUACAAGAUGCGUCACCCUAGUGUUACAAGAUGCGUCACCAUAGUGUUAUACGUCACCCUAGUGUUACUAGAUACGUCACCCUAGUGUUACAAGAUAUGUCAACCUAAUGUUACAAGAUACGUCAUCCUAGUGUUACAAUAUACGUCACCCUAGUGUAAUUAGAUACGUCACCCUAGUGUUACAAGAUACGUCAAUCUAGUGUUACAAGAUACGUCAACCUAGUGUUACAAGAUUCGUCACCCUAGUAUUACAAUAUACGUCACCCUAGUGUUACAAGAUACGUCAACCUAGUGUUACAAGAUUCGUCACCCUAGUAUUACAAUAUACGUCACCCUAGUGUUACAAGAUACGUCAACCUAGUGUUACAAGUCCUGUAGAUGUUAUGAGAUAAACGUUAUGAGAUAAGUAAUUAUAACAGUUGCAUGAUCCUUCCAAUAAAGUAAUUCAUAAUGUUUAUUAAACAAUCACAAAUAUUUAAAUAUUCUACGUGAUUCAUUUUCGUCACUACAAUGCCUUGAUUAAAAGCAUUUUUUGGUCA
Haliotis rubra (blacklip abalone) is the source of this 6393-nucleotide messenger RNA. RefSeq lists its product as uncharacterized. NCBI's taxonomy places the organism in Eukaryota, Metazoa, Mollusca, Gastropoda, Lepetellida, Haliotidae. Bases 239 to 2620 code for a protein of 793 amino acids. The record is from RefSeq and is a predicted model, not a curated record. The transcript is spliced from 6 exons. Gene Ontology annotation, biological process: protein ubiquitination; Notch signaling pathway. Gene Ontology annotation, molecular function: metal ion binding.